AUGCUUAGAAGAGCAUUGGCUCGAGUGGACCGACUUCGUAGUUUUAGCUAUCAUACCCAGUGUUUUUGCAGAGUAGCUGCUCCUUUUCGCCAUCAAAUUUCGUUGCGUAACAACCGAGAAAUGUCUGUUCUUUCUAUCACUUCUCAGUUGCAAAAGAUGUCCAUUGAGGAGCCCAAGCCUCUAGAAGGCUCUUUUCCCGAACAAAAUGUUGUUGAUCUCAUGAGAAACUACGUCAGUGGCGAGCUUUCAAAGAUUUCCGGAGUUAGCACAGAUUUGAUAUACCCAGCUUUGGAAUGGACCAACACUCUUGACAGAGGUGAUUUGUUGAUUCCAGUGCCCAGAUUGCGUAUCAAGGGCGCCAAUCCUAAAGAUUUGGCCGUGGAAUGGGCUGAAAAGUUCCCUGUGGGCGACUAUUUGUCGAAAGUGGAAGCCAACGGUGCUUUCGUGCAGUUCUUUUUCAAGCCCGAGUUCUUGUUCAAAGUGGUGCUUCCUAACAUUCUCACCAGAAAGGAGCAGUACGGUGCCAUGCCUUUGGUCCAGAAUAAGAGAGCGGUGAUCGAGUUCUCUUCUCCAAACAUUGCCAAACCAUUCCACGCUGGCCACUUGAGAUCCACCAUUAUUGGAGGUUUCCUAUCUAACCUUUACGAAAAGUUGGGCUGGGAAGUUGUGAGAUUGAACUACCUGGGCGACUGGGGAAAGCAGUUUGGUUUGCUUGCUGUUGGGUUUGAGAGAUACGGUUCCGAGGAGGCUCUCAAAAACGACCCCAUCAAGCACUUGUAUGACGUUUACGUGCGCGUGAACAAAGACAUCGAGGCGGAAGGCGAUACUUUGCCAGAGGAAAAAUCCACUCAUGGUCUAGCCCGUGCGUACUUCAAGAAAAUGGAAGACGGCGACGAAGACGCUUUGAAGAUAUGGAAGCGUUUCCGUGAUUUUUCUAUCGACAAGUACGUCGACACAUAUGCCAGAUUGAACAUUCACUACGACUCUUACUCCGGUGAGUCUCAGGCCUCAAGAGAAUCUAUGGAAUUGGCCCUCAAAAUGUUCUCAGAGAAAGGUUUGGCUCACGAAGACAGAGGUGCCACUUUGAUUGACUUGACCAAAUUCAACAAGAAGCUAGGAAAAACCAUUGUGCAGAAAUCGGAUGGUACUACUCUGUACAUGACCAGAGAUGUCGGCACGGCCAUGGAUCGUUAUGAGAAAUACCACUUCGACAAGAUGAUCUACGUGAUUGCUUCUCAGCAGGAUCUAUACACCGCUCAACUGUUUGAAGUUCUUAAACAGCUGGGUUUCGAAUGGGCGAAGGAUUUGGUGCACAUAAAUUUCGGUAUGGUUCAAGGUAUGUCCACCAGAAAGGGUACUGUGGUUUUCUUGGACAACAUUUUGGAAGAAACUAAAGACAAGAUGCAUGAAGUCAUGAAAACCAACGAGGCCAAAUACGCACAAAUUGAGAACCCUAACGAAGUCGCCGACUUGGUUGGUAUUUCUGCUGUCAUGAUUCAAGACAUGCAAGCCAAGCGUAUUAAUAACUACGAGUUUAAGUGGGAAAGAAUGACUUCUUUCGAGGGUGACACCGGUCCUUACCUACAGUACGCUCACUCCAGAUUGAGAUCUGUGGAAAGAAACGCUUCGGAGAUCACCAAGGAGAAUUGCUUGAACGCCGAUUUCUCGCUGUUGAAGGAACCUGUUGCUGUGAUUCUAAUCCGUUUGCUGUCUCAAUAUCCAGAUGUUUUGAGAAACGCCGCUAAGACGAAUGAGCCAGCUACAGUCGUCACUUACUUGUUCAAGUUGACUCAUCAAGUCUCUUCGUGCUACGACGUCUUGUGGGUUGCUGGUCAAACUCCAGAGCUUGCUGCCGCUCGUUUGGCACUGUACUCGUCUGCUAGACAAGUGCUAUACAACGGUAUGACCUUGUUGGGUUUGACUCCAGUUGAUAGAAUGUGA
Molecule: messenger RNA, 1941 nt
Organism: Lachancea sp. 'fantastica'
Lineage: Eukaryota; Fungi; Ascomycota; Saccharomycetes; Saccharomycetales; Saccharomycetaceae
Source: the annotation of a GenBank genome assembly